Messenger RNA from Aureobasidium vineae, 585 nucleotides. The record is from the annotation of a GenBank genome assembly. NCBI's taxonomy places the organism in Eukaryota, Fungi, Ascomycota, Dothideomycetes, Dothideales, Saccotheciaceae.
AUGGCAAACGCGACCACACCCACCAUCUACUUCGGAUAUGGCAGUAACCUCUGGCAACACCAGAUGCACAUGAGAUGUCUAACCUCAGAAUACCUCGGCAUCGCCCGUCUUGACAACUAUCGCUGGAUGAUCAAUGAUCGCGGUUACGCAAACGUCGUCCAAGUCAAACCACCUUCCUCGUCCGAGCCAAACUACGCCAACGUCGUCUAUGGUCUUGUCUACUCGCUACAGCCGGCCGACGAAGAAAACCUCGACAUCAAUGAGGGUGUCCCCGUUGCCUACACCAAGGAAGAUCUACCCGUUUCAUUCUGGCCCAAGGAGAAAGAUGAUGAGCCUAUCGAUAUACACAAACCGGCAAAGAAGCAGGACAUGCUCGUUUACAUCAGUCGUAAACACGUAACAGACUCCGAGCCCAAGCACGAGUACAUCUAUCGCAUGAACAUGGGCAUAAACGACGCUCUCAAGGAAGGUGUGCCCAAAGAAUACGUGCAGGAGGUCAUGCGCAAGUUCAUUCCACCCGAGCAUGAUGAUACACUCCAUGAUCAGGCCAUGCAGCAGGCCUUGGCUUUUGAGGAUGAGAGGUGA